AUGGAGGAAGUCGUGCCUCUGAACACCGUUGAGGUGGUGGACCCCGAUGUCCGCUCCCACGUCUACAGCUUGGUCACUGCACUAGGAGGAUUCAAUGGCGCAGAUGCGGAUCACUAUGUGCUCGGAGACGAUGCCUUGGCCUGUUUGCGCGAUAUCAAGCGGUGGCUAAAGCUGUACGAUGAAAAGUUCAAUCGUAUGGAUGUUGCACGGUGCCUGGGGGAAGCGAACCUGGUCAAUGGCGACCUGCUACAGAUUCUGUCCCUCUGGUGGAAUGGCAAUCAGCAAAGCAAAUACAUGUCGAGAAUUGCAUUGGCUUGCGUGGAGUUAUUAGUGCCCUUGACUUGGCCAUUGGAGGUCCAUGGCGAAAUGACAGUCAACCACCACCGCCACAUACCUUACCUGCAGCAAGCGCAGGUAUCCUACAAACGCGGUAUCCUCAAUAAUGGUAGCUGCGGUCUUUUGAGAGCUGUCAUCCGCAUCGGCCUUCCUAGCAUGGCGACCCCACGAUCCGAACGUACGACUAGGGACGAAGGAAUACUCAAGAUUAUGCUGUACUUGCUUAGGAAUAUUGCUAUAAUCUCUGCCAAUGCGCGUCUCGCGGCAGAAGGAGAAGAGGAGGAAGCAUCGAGGUCGGCGACCAUCAACGCUUUCCAGGACCAAGACGUUUUCGCCUUACUGCUCACAUUGUGCUCGAACGUCAGCGACGACUUUAACAUGCUGGAUAUCGCGCUUCUCGAAACACUGUUUCACAUUGUCAAGGGUGUAAACGUCGAGAAGCUCUUCAUGAACGAUGCUCAGCGAAGCGCCAAGCGCACAGAUGAACUGAACGAUCUGCUUCAGCAAGAGUCAUCCUUGCGAAGGGAAUACGCAAAGAAUGCCCCGACUCGCCAUGGCCGCUUCGGAACCAUGAUCUGGGUCAAGCGAGACGAUGCAAAAGUGUCGACGGUCUCAGGACAGGAUGUGCUCAAAGACGGCCAAAAGACCCUCGACAAGAUGGAUCAAACAAAGAAAUGGAACAGGCCUCGACGGGCUAGAAAGGGACAGGACGUGACGUUGGACAACGAUUUCAACACACCAGCACACCUCAACCAGAGAGCCUCGACCAAUCUGCGCAUGUUUGUCGAAGAGUUUUUGGACUCCGGGUUCAACCCGCUCUUCGUCCUUGUGAGAAAGGCCAUCGAGCGAGAAUCGGUCCGUGUGCUCCCCAUAAACAAGCGCCACUUUCUUUAUACGGUGUCCUGGUUCCUCGAGGCAGAGCGCGUUCGCCGCGCGCGCCAACGUGAAAAGCGAGCGCAGAGUGAGAAACAGGGCAAAGAGCUGGAACCAGAUAGUUUCGGGCUAGUUGCUGGUGUGUUUAACCAGGAGACGUUUGUUUUUCUGAACCGGUCGAUGCAGUACAGCCUUGAUAAUAAGGAGUGGGAGGACCUUAAUGCUGCGAUGAGGUGUUUUACGCAGAUUCUACUGACGGUACAGGAGAUGGCUCAGUCACCACUGGAGGAGGACCAGGAGAUUGCCGAAAACAUUCAGAAUCGCAUUUUCUACGAGGAGACAACUCAUGAUCGCAUUUUAGCCAUCACCCGAGGAUAUACUGAUCAAGGGUUCGGCUACCUGGACGCCUGCACCGAGUUAUCUCAUGUGUUCUUGCGCAUGUUGGAGCGAUAUUCAAAAGAGAAUGUUGAUCUGCAUGUGCGCUCGCGGCGACGGGCUCGAAAGAAGAAGCGCGAUGAAAAACCGAGUAACGAUGGUGAUGACGAAGACCAGAAAUCAGAAGACGAAGACUACGCAGAGGCCGAACGAAUGUCGAAAGAACGCAAGUUUGAUUUUACUCGUUUCGCCGCCAAGUUUUGCAACCAGAAAUGUGUCGACACCUUUGUCAAUUUCACCAAAUUCUACAAGGAGUUGGACACCGAGCAGCUGAAGCGCGCUCAUCGGUAUUUUUAUCGGAUAGCAUUCAAGCAAGAGAUGACCGUGCUAUUAUACCGCGUUGACAUCCUCAACCUAUUUUAUCGGAUGAUCAAGGGACCUGGCGGGAUAGAUUCCAGCAAGCCCAUCUUUAGGGAAUGGGAGGAGCUGGUGCGGCAGCUCGUGCGCAGACUUUUGAAGAAACUUGAACAACGACCUGCGUUGAUUACAGAGCUACUCUUUAGCAAGAUCAACUCGACCGCAUUCUACCUCGAGUACGGUUAUGAGAAGCAGACGGUAUCCAUCAGCAAAAGAGCCCCCCCUGAACUCGAGGUUGAUCCCAGGGCCGCUUCAACCCUGGAGGAUAAGCUCAGCAUUGUGGUGGCUGCUUUGGUCAAGGAUGAGCAAACAACACUCGCCAAAUGGAUUAGUGAUGUUUUAGUGUCGGCGGCAGACGAAAGGGAGGCUUGGGAAGCGCAACAGGCUGUUCAAGUCGGCGAGGGCGAAGAGCGUUCCAAUGUCUCGAACCCUAUCAUCGCUGUCAAGCCGCGGGACGAGUCAUGCAAAAGAGCCAUGUUUUCAAACGCCAAGCUCCGACUUUUAAUGACGUUGGUGGGCUUCGAGCGACUAGGGCAGGAGAACGUGGAAGGUAUAUCUUGGGUUAUCCCUUCGUCCUCAAGUUCAACCGAGUUAAGGGAGUCAAAAUCCAUCAUCGAUAAGGCACUAGUGAUUGGUGCUACAGAUGACCGCGACCCGCGAGAUCUGCUCCGUCGGAAAUAUGGCAACGAAUCCAGAGGGUCUGCUGAGCAAACGACGCUUGAUGUUAAUUUCGGAUCCGACUCGGAGGGCGAAGAUAUCGUGCCCGAUGGGCCGUUGUUCCCACCAAACCCUCGAUCGAAAAGCAAUGCGCUCGAUGAGUUGAAGAAGAAGAGGAAGAAAAGAAAGGACAAGGGUGAAGCGGAACCCCUAGACGAAGAGACAUUGGAAGAGCGCCGCAUGGCUCGCGAUGAAAAUGCGAGGGCGCGUCUAGCAAAGAUCAAGAGCGAUCUGUUUGUGCAUGCUAGCGAUGAGGAAACCGAUGACGAGGCAGAUGAGGAGUUCUUCCGUCUCGAGGAAGAAAGACGCAAAGAACAAUCAGAGCGUAUCAAGAAGGCGCUGCUCCUUGGAAGGACUGAGGCGCCUAGUGAUACGUCUAAGAAGAAGAAGCGAGGUAAACGCGCCAACGAGACCAACACUGCUGGAGAAACUGAAGCCGGUGGGAAACGUCGACGACGCAGUUUCGCUACUCCAGAGCUGAAUGACGAUGAUGAUGUUCUUAUGGGCGAUUUAGGCACACCUCCGCGCGCAUCCUCACUGGGAGACUUGUCUAUUAAUGCCAAUGGCGCGGACAAAGAUGCUCUGACAAAUCCAUCUGGCGACGAGCUCGACAUUGACGACCUAGCGUUUGGUCAGGGCCGUGAGAAGACGUUGGAGCUGCGCCCUUCCGAUGAGGCCUCUAAUCCCAGAGGGGAUGCGACGAACGAGGAAUACGAAGACGAUGCGCCAGUAUCGGCUCCAGCCCGUAGACGCAUUCGGGCAGGGUUCGUGAUAGAUAGUGACUCGGAAUAG
Molecule: messenger RNA, 3510 nt
Organism: Aspergillus calidoustus
Lineage: Eukaryota; Fungi; Ascomycota; Eurotiomycetes; Eurotiales; Aspergillaceae
Source: the annotation of a GenBank genome assembly